Molecule: messenger RNA, 3667 nt
Organism: Ochotona princeps (American pika)
Lineage: Eukaryota; Metazoa; Chordata; Mammalia; Lagomorpha; Ochotonidae
Gene: MOSMO
Product: modulator of smoothened
Exons: 3
Coding region: 186-689 (167 amino acids)
Biological process (GO): negative regulation of smoothened signaling pathway
Cellular component (GO): Golgi apparatus; ciliary membrane
Source: RefSeq, a predicted model, not a curated record
CGGUUCCGGCUGUGCGGGCCGCGCCGCGGCUGCUGCUGCUGGUCCCGGGCGCGCUGAGGGGCGAGAGCGGGCGCGCACGGAGCCGGGGGUCCCGGGGGCUGCGAGGCGGCGGCCCAUGGGGCGGGAGGCGUGAGGCCGCGGCCUGCCCGGGGCUCGGGGGGUGGGAGGGGUGCGGGGGCGGGGAGAUGGAUAAACUGACCAUCAUCUCAGGAUGUCUCUUUCUGGCCGCCGAUAUCUUCGCCAUCGCCAGCAUCGCCAACCCGGACUGGAUCAACACCGGGGAGUCGGCGGGAGCACUCACUGUGGGCCUUGUGCGACAGUGUCAAACAAUCCAUGGACGAGAUCGGACAUGCAUCCCUCCUCGGCUUCCCCCAGAGUGGAUCACCACACUGUUUUUUAUCAUCAUGGGAAUCAUUUCAUUGACUGUCACAUGCGGUUUGCUGGUGGCUUCCCACUGGCGGAGAGAAGCUACAAAAUAUGCUCGAUGGAUAGCAUUCACUGGAAUGAUCCUUUUCUGUAUGGCUGCCCUAAUAUUUCCAAUAGGAUUUUACAUCAAUGAAGUCGGAGGUCAACCUUAUAAAUUACCCAACAACACAGUAGUUGGGUCUUCAUAUGUACUUUUUGUCUUAUCAAUUUUCUUUACAAUAGUAGGACUUUUAUUUGCUGGCAAAGUUUGUUUACCAGGCUGAUGAAUGUCUAAAUUGCUUGACUCUUACUAUUAUUUUAUUCUAUUUUAUUUUAUUUUACUUUUGGAGGGGGGGGAGGACAAAGGCAAGGCAUCUGAGCAAUCCUUUCAUAGGAAGGUGCUCAGAUGAAACUGAUGCUGAAAAGGAAAGUAUGUGUUGAUUUGUUCUCACUAUGCACUUUGGAUUUAGAAAAAGAAAAUGAGAGCCUUUUCCAUAACCAAAUACAAUGUUGACUAAAUCUCCUGAGCAUAUUCAGGCAGUCAGGUCUGCACUGUGAUGGCAACGUAGUGAAGGAGAUGCUUUAUUCUGAAAAGCACGUGGCCCUUUGUGACUCUGUCGUUCCGUUCUUAAUGUCUAAUUAUUCAUUUGAGGAAAAAGAAAAAAAAGUCUAAGUAUUUAUGAAUUGUGGUGGACCAGAGGGAUGCAAGAGAAGUUCAUGUGGGGCUGGCCUCACCUCCUAAGAAAUUAGUGUUCACAACUUCGUUGUAAUGGUUCCAGCCUUUGGCACCAGAGCGGAUUGCCAUUGGAAACUGCACCAUGAAGCCAAUAGAUCAAAACUUGUUUGCUAAAAUGUAUGUAAAAAUUCUGAAAUUCCCUAUUCUCUGUGUACAAAAAAAAAAAGGGAGAGAGAAUUCAAACACUAAGACACAUGUUUGGGGUGGGUGGGUGGGGAAAAUCUUCCUUAUAUUUAUAUAAAUAUAUAUAAUAUAUAUAUUUUGCUGAUGCAGUAUACAGUGUGUAUAUAUGUGUGUGUGUGUGUGUGUGUAUGUGUGUAUAAAUUUAUAUAUGCACACAUGCAAACAGUUCCUGGAAGAGAACUCUGAAUGCUUUGCUAGCAAAACACUGUGGUGUGCAAAUCUAGAACUCAGUAGAAAAAAAGCCAUUUAUCUGAAGGCUGCAUAGUGGAGAAAGUCUUCAGUUUACCUCAUUCUUUGUAGCAGCCCUUGAUUUUAACAGGUUUUUGUAAUAGGUACAAAAAUCCCAUGCCUUUCUAGGUGCAAUUUUAAGUUAAGCUAAAAAUUCUUUGUAAGAUUAAUUUAUUUGUGUAUGAUAGUAGAAGGUAAGAUCUUGUCAAACCUUAUGAUUUGGGGAAUUUGACACUAUUUAAAUUAUUGGAAACUGUUUAUUGUACAGAGAUUCUUUUUUCUACUGGCUCGGUCUGUUACAUUAAUGAUGCGUUUUUAUAUGUUCAAGCACACAACUUUACAUAAGUACAAAGCUCACUAGUAAAAUCAGCCUGUUUUGACAUUUGCAACACUAAUUUCACUCCACCAUGAAAGUUAAAUUUAUGUUCUUUUCUGUAAGCACUACCUGAGCAAUACAGUAUUUCCUUUAUAUGCGCUAUGUAUGACUUUACUAAAAACUAACAUUUUAAAAUUUACUUUAAAGGGCUGUAUUCAACCCACAGCUUUUAAGUUUGUUCCCAAAAGAAGCAUUACAGCUAAUCCUUAGACUCAUGGGUAGUUUAAAAUACAAUGUUUCUCUUCUCCACAUUUCUAUGCCUUUGCAUCAAGGCUUAGGUUUGUUUUUUGGUGUUUUGUUUUGUUUUACUGGUGAAUCUAAUAGAGAAUCUUCUGUUGGGAAUGUGGGGCAGAAGAUUGUCUGUUAGCUAAGCUUUUCUUCUUCAUAGUGAAAUGGCAACCCAAAUGUCCCUUCCAGUAGAAUGAGAGUUCUGUGUAGCCAGUCUUCUCACAGGCAGAAAUGAACACAUUGUUUCUAGAAAACUACACUGUAAUGUGUACAAGGGUCACUUUGGAGACGGGCCCUACUCCUCAGAUAAUCAAAGUACAAAAUGGAGGAGUUUGAUGUGUUUCACACUGGCUUUUUCGAUGCCUGUGUAUCUUAGGGUUAAUUCUGCAGUAUUUCGAGAGAGAAAAUCUCAGUGUUUUUAGCUCAUUCAAGAGCUGGGGGAGAGAUGAAUCCACCCUGUGGUGCAUUCCUUGAUUGUUCUGAGAGAAUGCCAUCUUUUUCCUUCCCAUUUGUAGAAGAAGCCUUAGGGAAAUCCUAAAGGAGAUUAUUUUCCCCACGUGUUAUGACACCUAAUCAGUUCCAAGGAAACCACUGGAUAUGUUCUACCGACAUUUGGGUUUUCGUCUUCCAUUUUGAUUGGAUUAGUCUUCAGUCAAAUGGUUCACUUUGAAGGAAAACUUUGGUUGUCACUAUUAUACCACUGAGGUAAAGUGUUAGCAAAGAAUGGUCUAAAGUAAUUCGUGAUAUGACCAAGAGCUUUUCUCUUCCAAAAGAUGAAUUUUAUUGUAAAUAGUUUCUCAAAGUAUUUUUAACUGGAUCAUAAGCAUGGGGAGAGAAAGUUUCUCAGCUGCUAAGAAUUUCCCCACUGUUUACGUCUUUCACUUACAGUGGUAUUGCAUAUAAGAUUACAGAAUUUAAGAUUUUAUUUGUAUCUUAUUACCCAAACCAUUAAAAUGUCUUUAUUUUCAUCACUGUCUUGAGGUCCAGUGCCUGAGAGGCUGAUGAGGGGAAACUCCCCCACGGCCAGUUAGCACUCUAACCCAGGAUUAGAACCAUCCCAUCAAGUAGUAUGUGAAGUCAAGUCUUUGUACUCUUCCAGACCAAACAAUGAAAUGGACUCAUUCAUAUAAAUUUCUAUAAAUCCUGUAAGUGAAAAGCUAGACAACUGCUAGCAGUUGCUUUUAAAAAGGUCACUAUAAUAAGUACCGCAUAGUACAGUAUUAAUUUAUAGCAGGAAUUCAUAACUUGUAAACUGUAUAUAAAAACACUGUUUUAUGGUGCAAUCAUUUGUCAAAACUUUUGUCUGUUACUUUGUUUUUAGAGUGUGUGCAUUACUCUCAUACCUAAGAAUAUCACUGUAAAAUCUGCUGAAAACUUUUUAGGUUUUAUUUGCACAAGACUGAAUUAGUUUGAAUUCUUGGAAGCUCCUAUUGAACAUGUCUAAACAUCUGUAAACAUGAAAAAGUCUUCAGUUCAUUAAAAGCAAAUGUUUCAGUAUGAUUCUUUCCAAA